ACAUCCAAACUAAAAUAAUGGCUUUUUGACGAUCACAAGAUGCGUUGGAAUCACAUCCUCCACUCAUAAGCUAUCCCCAACACUCCAAAACAGAUUCCAUACUUUCCAUUGUAUUUUUCUUUUUCUACUUUGGAAUCAUGAUUUCCAAGUCUUUGAGCUUCCAUCUCAAUCCUCAUCCCCACUUUCACCAUGUAUUCUCAAACCCCAAACCCAAUUCCAUUCCCCUUUCCAUUUCCCUUUCCAAUGCAUUCAAUACAAUUCCAUCCACCUUAACUGCUAUCAAACCACUUCUUUCUACCUACAAGAAACCCCUCCUUUUCUCACCCAUGGCAUCCACUCUACCCAAUUCCAUUCCAGAGUUUAAAGACUUCCAACCCGACCCGACUCUCAUCAACGAUGAUCUAGCUCCCACAAAGUCAAGUGAGCGAACAUUUUCCGGAUGGGAAAUGGCUAGUUUAUGGGUUGGUUUAGUUGUGGGUGUGCCCACUUAUUACCUUGCUGGCAGCCUAGUUGAUUUAGGAAUGGCUUGGUGGCAAGGAAUAUUAACCGUGGUGACAGCGAAUGUAAUCACGGUUAUUGCCUUGGGAUUAACGGGUCAUCCAGGGACCCGUUAUGGGAUUCCGUUUCCGGUCUUGGCAAGAUCGGCUUUCGGAAUCCGAGGUGCACAUAUCCCUACUUUACUUAGGGGAUUAGUAGCAUGUGGGUGGUAUGGUAUUGAGACAUGGAUUGGUGGAGAAGCAAUUUUUUUACUAUUACCUAAUUCCAUUAAAAACUCAUCAAUUGCUAAUUCCAUUCCAUGGCUUGGAACGUCACCAAUUGAGUUUGGUUGUUUUAUUCUUUUUUGGGUUGCACAACUUAUUGUUGUGAUUAAAGGAAUGGAUGGAAUUAGACAACUUGAAAAAUACUCUGCCCCAAUUUUAAUCAUUUUAACCUCAUGUUUACUCAUUUGGGCUUAUAUUAAUGCAGGCGGAUUCGGCCCAAUUCUAUCAAUGUCUUCACGACUCUCAGGGCCCGAAUUCUGGUCUCUAUUUUUUCCCUCAUUAACCGCAAAUGUAAGCUUUUGGGCCACAUUAGCACUAAACAUCCCGGAUUUCACACGUUAUGCAAAAACCCAAAAAGACCAAAUCAUCGGUCAAGCCGGGCUACCAAUUCUCAUGGGUGCAUUCACAUUUGUGGGUUUAGCUGUAACCGCAUCAACCCAAGUCAUAUUUGGGCGAGUAAUCUCGAACCCAAUCACAUUAUUAGGAGAAAUUGGUGGGCUAGGAACCAUGAUCCUUUCUAUUUUUGGAAUCACACUUGCAACUAUCACAACUAAUAUUGCAGCCAAUGUAGUAGCUCCUGCUAAUGCACUAGUAAACUUAAGUCCCUCAAUAUUUACAUUUCGUCGAGGCGCAUUAUUAACUGCAUUACUUGGAAUUGUAUUCCAGCCAUGGAGACUACUAAAAUCAAGUGAAAGCUUUGUGUACACUUGGCUUGUUGGGUAUUCCGCAUUAAUGGGCCCGAUAACUGGGAUUAUCUUAGCUGAUUAUUAUCUCGUUAAGCAUCGAAAUCUUGAUGUUAAUGAUUUGUAUACAUUGAAUCCUGUUGGGAAUUACUUUUAUUGUAAUGGGUACAAUUUGGGAGCAAUUGGAGCUCUGGUGAUUGGUAUUCUGCCAGUGAUUCCGGGGUUCUUGCAAAAGAUUGGAAUCUUGGAUUCCAUUCCGGAAUUGUUAGUUAUGAUCUACAACAAUGCAUGGUUCUUUGGGCUUUUUUCAUCAGGGAUUAUUUAUUGGAUUUUUUCAAGUUCGAAAGGUACAAAACAAGUGCCUUCACAGCCAUCUGACCCCUUUUUGCCAAAAAAUGCAAUAUGAACUUUUAUUUGUUUUAUUUCAAUUUUGUUUGUCCUUUUAUUUUGUUUAUUUUUGUAAAUUAAGUUAGAAACACGUAUAUACUUUCGUAAGGUAAAUUUAUAAUUUCAUAUAUAAUGUUCUUGGUAUUUCUGUAUUUGUAUAGCAUUGUAGAUUAUGUUCGGGUUUAAUUAUUGGAUCGUCAACAUACUUUUUCUAUUGUAUACGGUUAAAGCUUUUUUGUUAA
Molecule: messenger RNA, 2073 nt
Organism: Erigeron canadensis
Lineage: Eukaryota; Viridiplantae; Streptophyta; Magnoliopsida; Asterales; Asteraceae
Product: purine-uracil permease NCS1
Exons: 1
Coding region: 138-1850 (570 amino acids)
Biological process (GO): transmembrane transport; nucleobase transport
Cellular component (GO): plasma membrane
Molecular function (GO): nucleobase transmembrane transporter activity
Source: RefSeq, a predicted model, not a curated record